Molecule: messenger RNA, 4752 nt
Organism: Gymnodraco acuticeps
Lineage: Eukaryota; Metazoa; Chordata; Actinopteri; Perciformes; Bathydraconidae
Gene: neurl1aa
Product: neuralized E3 ubiquitin protein ligase 1Aa
Exons: 6
Coding region: 263-2005 (580 amino acids)
Biological process (GO): negative regulation of Notch signaling pathway; nervous system development
Cellular component (GO): plasma membrane; postsynaptic density
Molecular function (GO): ubiquitin protein ligase activity
Source: RefSeq, a predicted model, not a curated record
GGAGAAAGCGCUCAGUGAAUGAGGGGGGGGGCGGGGGAGUUGCCUGCUGCCUGCUGCCUUCACGGAUGUGGCCCUGCGCUCACAACAAGGAGGAGGUGCGGGUCUCUGUCUCCGGUGUUUGCAUCUGUUCGGAGGACAGGAGCGCGAGGAGGCUGCUUUUGGACGCGAAAGUGCAAUCAUGUCACGAGCGCACAGAGAGCGUGCAACGGGAGCAUCCGAAUAAUCCAUACAGGCGAUAAACCGACUCUACAGGAAUAAAGCAAUGGGUGGCCAGAUAACGCGAAAUGCCUUUUACGACUCCCUCGGUGGCCCAUUCCCGUCCACGUCACACCGAUGCCACCACAAACCCAAGAGGUGCCUGCCUAUACAGUAUGGCAGCGCUGGUGGACCCCUUCCCCUCAGCCCACUUCUCUUUCAUCCUAAUGCCAAGGGAUCCCAAAUCGUCAUGGACCUCACCCAGAAGACGGUUAAGAGGCAGGCCAGUUUCUGCAACGCCAUCACCUUCAGCAACAGGCCCAUAGUGCUGUAUGAGCAAGUCCGCCUCAAGAUUACUAAAAAGCAGUGUUGCUGGAGCGGGGCUCUACGUCUUGGCUUCUGCGCCAAAGACCCCUCAAGGAUAAACCCAGACAACCUGCCCAAAUACGCCUGCCCUGAUCUGGUGGCCCAGAGUGGCUUCUGGGCCAAGGCCCUGCCUGAAGAGUUUGCCAAUGAGGGCAGCGUUAUCGCCUUCUGGGUUGACAAGAAGGGCCGAGUUUUCUACCGCAUUAAUGAGUCCAGUCCCAUGCUGUUCUUCAGUGGAGUCCGCACAGCUGAGCCUCUCUGGGCCCUCAUUGAUGUUUACGGCCUGACCCGCGGAGUGCAGUUGCUAGACAGUGAGAUUGUUCCUCCUGACUGCCUACGCCCACGCUCCUUCACCACGGUGCGCUCGUCCUCUCUCCGCCGAGAAGCAGACGACUCCCGCCUGUCCGUCAGCCUGUGUGACCUCAACCUUCAGCAGGAGGACGGACGCAACGCCCACAAUCACUCCCACCGUCACACCCUCCACCUGGCCUCAGCCUCCACAUCCUCCACCUGCCCCAUACCCCAGAACUCCCUCAACUCCCAGCAGUCCUCUCUGCUGCCGUCCGCCCUGGAGAGCGACCUCCACUUCCACCAGCUGCGUGGCGCCCACAUUAAGACGCUGGACGAGCAGACGGUGGCGCGAUCCGAGCACGCACGAGAGGAGCGCACCCUCGUCUUCACCAACCGGCCCCUGCGCACCGGAGAAACCGUCUUCAUCAAAGUCACCAAGUCCAGCCCUGCACGUUCGGGGUCUUUGUCCUACGGCGUGACUUCCUGCGACCCGGCGGUGCUGCGGCCCAGCGACUUGCCCUACAACCCCGAGGCUCUGGUGGACAGGAAGGAGUUCUGGGCGGUAUGUCGGGUGCCCACGCCCCUCCAAAGCAGUGACAUCCUGGGCUUCUUGGUCAACCAGGAAGGGGAGGUCAUCCUCAGCCACAACGGCACCAAUGUGGGCAUGCAGGUGUGUGUGGACAACUCCCGCCCACUCUGGAUGUUCUUUGGUCUCCAUGGGGCUGUGACUCAGCUGAGGAUUCUGGGAUCCACUCAUGUGGGGGAUCCUCGAGCCACGUCGAACCCCAGCUCGCCCCCCUCCUCCCCCCCACACCCCCCCAGCGCCCUGGGCAGCGGCAGCUCUGAUCCGGUGCUGAGCGGAGGCCUGAAUGGAGUCCUGAGCUUGGCCGCGUACUGCAGCUCAGCAGGGGGAACAACCCCAAACUCACCAGUGAGCCUCCUCAAGUCACCGAUAUUCCCAUCAGGCCGUGGGCCGUGGUCCGAUGAGUGCUCCAUCUGUUACGAGAACACGGUGGACACGGUUAUCUACGCCUGUGGGCACAUGUGUCUGUGCUACAGCUGCGGCAUCAAACUCAAGAAGAUGUCCAACGCCUGCUGUCCCAUCUGCAGGAGGCAGAUCAAAGACAUUAUCAAGACCUACCGGAGCACGUAGGACACACCGGCUGACAGUCUGCAGACGGACGGCUGACAGUGGGCCGGCCUCUUGGAAUCAAACAGCAAAAUCAGGGGAAGACAUUUCUAAGUUCAGGGAAAAAUAACUCUGGUACUUACAUUUGGUAUUUUCAUGCAAUUGGUUUACUCCCAUUACCUUUUCCGAGGGGGUUCUGCCUGGCUGGGAGGGUCUCUGGAAGGUUCCACUGAGAACUUGAUAGAAGUGUUUGCCCUCUCCUUGGCUCUGAAGACUUUUACGGAGAGGGAAAAAGUGAAACAAUUCCAAAAUGAUUUCAUUUGAUGAGCCAUGUUGUGAGAUUUAGGGACUGUCACCCAUCUGCACCAAAGCUAACGAGUUACUUCAGGGCCGAAUGUCUCAAUAAUAGUCUUCUUAGAGGUGUCUCUGACCGACAGGUAAUCAUCUCAGAAUGUCACAACUUGUGUCUGUGUGUUACUGAGCAUCGGAGAGGAUUAGUAAGCCUGGCAUCGUGAUUAUAAAGUGAUGGGUUUCUGUAAUUGUCGUGGUGAUUAUCAGUAGGUGAUGUGCUUAGAGAUGAAAGGCAGUGCUGAGCAAAUUAAGUAGGAUUGUAACACCUCUUGUACUCGUAUAAUCUAAUGUACCUUUAUGGUAGUGCUAUUGCAAAUGUCGGUGGUAGCUAUGUUGUUGUGCUAGCUGUGAUAGCGGCUUGCUCUGCAAUGUGGUAUGUUGCACUGAAAUCAGCCUCUCAGAAAUGCCCCGCUAUAGACGGAGAGGAUAAAGACAUUCAAUCUACAAACCUACAUCCAGGAGACUCAGCAGCUCCGACUCUUUAAAAGGAAACAGGAAGUGGAAACAAGGUGGAAAAUAAAUUUGGAUUCUCCUCAGGGCCAGAUAUAUUUUUUAAGAAGAUGUGGACUAUUUCCCAAACUUCACCUACAACCAUGCCUGAUACACUGUGAGCGUUAAUGACGAAUUAACAGGUCCUUUAGCUCCCAUAACAACACAUGAAGUCAAAGGAUUGUUGCCAUGGUAUCAGCAGCCACCACAGAUACAACACAGCCUCCUGCCUUAAUAAACCAGAGAAGGUUCAUUUGUUAGCGGCAGAUGUAUCAUAUUCUGUGAUUGCUGCCGUUUUACAAAACCCUCGAAACGUUACCAAAUAAUGUUCGGCACAAACUGUCAUAAAACUCAGAGGAACAUAAAAGCACACACAUUUAGAAAUAUUUUUGUAAUAUACUUUCCAAUACUUCAUAUUAACGUUUAAUACUCUUUGUGACAGGCCUUUCACCAGCAGCAUAGAACCUUUAUAUAAAUCAGUUCAGGGGCAGAGUUUAAAAAAAGAAAUUGAAUAUUUUAAAUAUGUAUAUGAUUCCAAACCCCCGAAUAUCAGUAAAAAUAUGUUGAUACACACCCCAAAAAGGUAAAAUACAGCAUUUCAGCAGUAAGCCAUAGCUUAUUACAGGACACCACUGGAGCUAUGAGGCUGUUUUUAAUGACAUUUGUAGAUAUUCAACAAAUGGGGCUCAAACCUUUGCUGCUAUGGUGUUUGCCAGCUGUCCCUUCUGGACUGACGGUGAUGUUUCACACGUCCCGCCUCCCACAUACAGUUUGAUUACGCUACUGCUUGAAGUGUUAAUUCACAAUUGAAUGUUAACUUAUGUAUUUAGAGAGAUAAAUAUGCUUGUGCUUGAAUUGAAAAAAACAAACAAAGAAAACAAGUUUUGUCUGUUUUUCUUUUAAAGUUUUCUUUUUGAUUGAUAAUCAUGAUUCUAAUAUUCUGUUCAUCCUAAACAUUUAGAAUAUAAAUAUAUUCUUGUUUUCUUAUUGUGACAAUAUAGAGAGUUUCUUGUACUGUGCAGCAAUAAGAUAAAUUGCAGUACACAAUCAGACGAUCAUUGCUAUGGGGUGCAAGAUAUAAAAGCUCUUGAAUUUAGUUAUUUUUUGUAAUGUUAUCCCCUUUCUGUAUUUAUAUCUCUUAUUAUUAUAUGUUCUGAAAGCCAUCACUGUAUGGCGAAGAUAAAUGUCACUUUAUAAAGCUACUGAUUGUAAUCUUGUAAAUGUUUAGGCCAGCGUUGCUCUCCCAGACUCAACCAUGGCAUGUUUUACUUUACACACUCAGACCAAAUGUAAUAAUUCAUUUUUAUUAUAUACAUUAUACAAAUUUUGCAAAAUCUGAAUUAAUUUAGGACUUUUAAUAAGUGAUAUCAAUUCUUUACAAAACACAAAUUCAAAGUGAAAUUAUUUGGCUAAAGAUUUUCCUCAGUACAUAAUUAAAUACAUGCCUUUUAAUGAAAGGUAUUAUUAUUUCAUAUAAUUGUUUUGCAUCCAGGAUAUACCACAUGCUCCUUGAAUGUUAUUGAUCCUGUAUUAUACUAUUUAUUUGUCCAUGUGUGGACUUAUUCCUCCAUAUUUGCUUCUCCUGUGUGUUUGCUUUCUUUACAUUGCCACCACAAGGAGAUGAAUCCUCCGUCAGCGCAGUCAGAGAUCCUUUCUGUAGACCUUAGAACUUUGUGUCAUGCAUGAGUAAUCUGUGUGGACAUCGGGACCAACAGUAGACGAGCAUCAGAGCGGGAACGCUUAGUUAGUGUUCAUGUAGACUGUGGCAGCAAAUACUAUAUAUAUUGUAUACUGUAUAUGGCCAUUGUUGUGACACAGCAAAACUUUAUUUUCUUUAUUUUUCAUUAGAAACAACAAGUGUUUGUUUGUGAACUCUCUUCAGUGCGAGUCGGAUGAUUGUGGUUAAUAAACUUUCCAAAUGUGAUAUAAAA